This is a messenger RNA of Entamoeba dispar SAW760, 1869 nucleotides long. RefSeq lists its product as uncharacterized. The record is from RefSeq and is a predicted model, not a curated record. Lineage: Eukaryota; Evosea; Mastigamoebida; Endamoebidae. The coding region runs from base 1 to 1869 and encodes 622 amino acids. The transcript has a single exon.
AUGAACACAAUAAAAUGGAUCAUACUCAUUCUUUGCUUUGUUGGGUGGUAUUUUUUAAUUAAAAACCAAUCAAUUUCAUCUUUGGAACUAUUGUUUGAAUAUCCUUAUCAAGGAAAUUGGCAGUCUGAAUUAAAUGCUGUUCCUUUAAUAACAGAUAUUGAUGGUGAUGGAAAGAAUGAUCUUGUUGUUGCACCUUUUAUGUCACAAAAAAUUUCUAUAUAUUCAUUUAAUCAUGGGAAUUUAAUUUUAAAGAAAGAAGUCUCUCUUCCCAAUAAUACUAAUGCAAUUUAUUUAACAAGUGGCUAUGACAAAAAGUACAAAGAAAAUCUACGAAGGGAACAAGUUAUUAUUGUUGUUUUAAGAAAUUUUGAGGUUAGGUGUUAUACUUCUGAUUUAAAAUUACGAUGGAAACAACAAGUGUAUUCUUCAAUUGCACAACCAUAUGUCCAAGAAGUAAGUGCAGUUGUUAUACCAUAUCAAAUACAAACCAAAUAUCAAGGAGCAGUUAUUACAGCAUUUAGAACAUCAAACGAUAAAGCGUUUGUUGGAAAUAGAGCUGAUACAGCAUUUGAGCAGGAUGAAAGAUAUAGUUUCGGUAAACCAAUAUUUGAACAAAAUGAAAUAAGUAUGGAUGAUGGUGGAUUUGUUCCUGAGUUAAUUGAACAUAUGAAUUAUUAUGCAUUCAGUCUAAAAGAUGGACAAGUUAUUUGGCAACAUGAAAGAGAUGAUGAAGACCAAAAUGAUUUACAAUUAAUUCAUCAAGAAGACUAUAUAGAAGUAUAUAAGAAUCUAAAAAUGGAUAAAAGUAUAUUACAUGAUUUCGAUACUGUUCAAUGGCAUGAAUUCCAUGAUUGUAUAUUCCAGAAUUUGCCUCAUAUAUGGGCAUCAUAUUAUGAUACUCAUAUUGUUCCUGCACAUUUUAGUAGAGAUAUUAUUAAUAAUCCAACAGAAUAUAUUCGUCCUAACCAUUCAAUUUAUAAUAGUUUUAAUCAAUUUGAUCUUAUUAAGAAUCCUAAUGUUCUUGUUAUACAUCAUAUGAAUGGAAUUGAAGUUAUUCAUCUUUUUACUGGAAAGCCAUUACUUCACGUUACUUUACUAACUUCAACCAUAUCUGCUGCGUCUUCGUUUGCAGAUAUUGAUGGAGAUGAUGCACUAAACGAAGUAUACACUCAUACUAAUUUACAAUAUAAUGAAUUAGAACGAACAGAAGAUGACUAUUCAUGUUAUGUCCAUGCCACAGUAGUAAAUACCAAUGAUGAUUUAUUUUCAUUUAACCUUUGCGAACAGCAAAAAAGAUUUAACUUAUUUAGAAAAUCAUUAAAUUCAGAAAAACAAUUCUUUCAAAUUUUACCUCCUUUAUUAAUUCCAAGUGAUGGUAAAGCACAUGAUGGUAGACCAACAUAUGAUAUUUAUACAUUAAAUAGUAAUGGACUAUUAACUGCACUUCAUAAUGAUGGAACAUUAUUAUGGUAUAAAUUCUUACCAGUUAAUUGGGAAUUAAACCAAUUAGAUUUAACUACUUUUAAACCAAGUUUUCAGUUAUUCCCAUAUUCAUAUAAAGGCCAAGUGUCUUCUUUUAUUUAUGUUCAAGGAGAUAAUGAAAUUUGUAUAUCAGACUUAAAAGGAAAUCUAAUUGGCACAGAAAAGUUAAAAACAAAAAUGAAACCAAUUAUGCCACCAAUAUUUGGUGAUUUAACAAAUGAUAUGAAAACUGACAUUUUAUUUAUUACUGAACACUCUCUAGUUGCUUAUCGUUUUGAACUACUUCCUUCUAUUGAAUUUUUACCUAUUUGCAUUUCAUUUAUUGUCUUAAUGAUGUCUUACAACAUUUAUUUAGUAGUAAUAAAUUACUAUAAAAAGAUGGAAUAA